GGGUUUCAGUCAUUGUUUACAAACUGCAUCGAAUAUCUCAAACACAAGUUAAGGUUUUACACCGCCCAUCAGAAGCGCCAAUUGUCAGGUCCUAAACUAGGGGCGGAGCUCGGUUACUCUCCGGGACUAGACGGUGCGAGGGAGGGAGCGGCCAGCUCACUUAUCGCGGUGUUUCCUCCCUCCUCCCGAGGGAGCUCUCGCGAGAGAAGUCAGGGUAAGAUGGCCGUGCCCUGUUUUCCGGCGUGAGGUAGUGGCGGCGGCUGCGGCAGCGGGGACAGGGAUCCUGGUGUCGUGGGCACCUGAGCUCUAGCUCCCCCCAGCGAGCGCGCGUCCCUUCGUGCCUAGGCGAGAGCCGGCUCUUCUCCUUCCAGGAGAUGCGUUUGUCCCGGGCUCGGGGGCACCCUGAGAGUUCAUGCUGCGCUGGAGGAUCCUGGCCACCGCUCUAAUCGCCUUGCGCCGCCGCAGCGCCAGCUCCGUCGCGGGCGGUGAGCCUCCCGGAUCCCCUCUCUGCCCCUGGCGGCGAUGACCGGGGAGAAGAUCCGCUCACUGCGGAGAGACCACAAGCCCAGCAAAGAAGAGGGGGACCUGCUGGAACCCGGGGAUGAGGAAGCGGCGGCUACCCUAGGCGGCACCUUUACGGGAGGCAGGCUUGGGACAGGCGGCGGCGGCAAGGGCGGCAAAGCCUGUCAUAAGAUCUUCAGUAACCAUCACCGCCGGCUGCAGCUGAAGACAGCUCCGGCCUCCUCCAACCCCCCUGGCGUCCCGGCCCUGCCGCUGCACGGUUCCUCCGUGACUACCACCUCCCAGUCCCCGGCUCUUCUAGCGGGCACCAACCCCAUUGCUGUCGUCGCAGAUGGAGGCAGUUGUCCCGCACACUACCCGGUACACGAGUGCGUCUUCAAGGGGGAUGUGAGGAGACUGUCCUCUCUCAUCCGCACGCACAAUAUCGGGCAGAAAGAUAAUCACGGAAACACUCCUUUACACCUUGCUGUGAUGUUAGGAAAUAAAGAAUGUGCUCAUUUACUUUUGGCUCAUAAUGCUCCAGUAAAGGUGAAAAAUGCUCAGGGAUGGAGCCCGCUGGCGGAAGCCAUCAGCUAUGGAGAUAGACAGAUGAUUACAGCUCUUUUAAGGAAGCUUAAGCAGCAAUCCAGGGAAAGUGUUGAAGAAAAACGACCUCGAUUAUUAAAAGCCCUGAAAGAGCUAGGUGACUUUUAUCUGGAACUUCACUGGGAUUUUCAAAGCUGGGUGCCUUUACUUUCCCGAAUUCUGCCUUCUGAUGCAUGUAAGAUAUACAAACAAGGUAUCAAUAUCAGGCUUGACACUACUCUCAUAGACUUUACUGACAUGAAGUGCCAACGAGGGGAUUUAAGCUUCAUUUUCAAUGGGGAUGCGGCACCCUCUGAAUCUUUUGUAGUAUUAGACAAUGAACAAAAAGUUUAUCAGCGAAUACACCAUGAGGAAUCAGAGAUGGAAACAGAAGAAGAGGUUGACAUCUUAAUGAGUAGUGAUAUUUACUCUGCAACUUUAUCAACCAAAUCAAUUUCUUUCACACGUGCCCAAACAGGAUGGCUUUUUCGGGAAGAUAAAACAGAAAGAGUAGGAAACUUUUUGGCAGACUUUUAUCUGGUGAAUGGACUUGUUUUAGAAUCAAGAAAAAGAAGAGAACAUCUUAGUGAAGAAGAUAUUCUUCGAAAUAAGGCCAUUAUGGAGAGUUUGAGUAAAGGUGGAAACAUAAUGGAACAGAAUUUUGAGCCGGUUCGAAGACAGUCCCUUACCCCUCCUCCUCAGAACACUAUUACAUGGGAAGAAUAUAUAUCUGCUGAAAAUGGAAAAGCUCCUCAUCUGGGUAGAGAACUGGUGUGCAAAGAGAGUAAGAAAACGUUUAAAGCUACAAUAGCCAUGAGCCAGGAAUUUCCCUUGGGAAUUGAGUCAUUAUUGAAUGUUUUGGAAGUAAUAGCUCCCUUCAAGCACUUUAACAAGCUUAGAGAAUUUGUUCAGAUGAAGCUUCCUCCAGGCUUUCCUGUAAAACUAGAUAUUCCCGUGUUUCCUACGAUCACAGCCACUGUGACUUUUCAGGAGUUUCGAUAUGAUGAAUUUGAUGGCUCCAUCUUUACUAUACCUGAUGACUAUAAGGAAGACCCAAGCCGUUUUCCUGAUCUUUAACUGACAUGGAAAAUGAUGUCAUCUGACCAAGGAAAGCAAGAGAAUACAGAGACCCCAGAAGUGAAUCCAAAUAGAAGGGACAAAUAUUCAGCGGAGAAAAGGGAAUUACAUUGAAUCAACACAUCAGUAAAAUGAUAUGAUGAAAUGGUCCUUUAAAAAGAAUUUCAGCAAGUUUCCUGAUGUGCCAUUUUCAGUCUUUUUAAAAAUAUACAUAUUAUAAGUGUAAUAGUUUGACACCUUAAUGACCCUGAGUACUUCUUAUGUAAAACAGCUCUAAGUGCUGUGAUUUGUUUUUAAAGAUUUUUACACUUCUUGUUGAAAUAUAUAUGCAUAUAAAUAUAUCUAUAUCUAAAACACUCCUGGACCAUUAACAUAAAUUAAAUGUCUUAAGAGAUAUGAAGCCCUUUUAAACUUGUCAUCUUAUAUUCAAGGUGAUAUUUAUAAAUACUCCUUCAAGCUUUGUUUUCAUAAAAUGUAAACUAUGUAACAUUAUGUAUAGUUCAGUAAUUUGAAUGUUUGUUCAAUAUAAUGAACUAGAAGGAAUGCAGUUUUCUGUAGAUGAAUGAACCAAAUGGUAACCAUUAAACAAUUGCAUUUAUAUGUUGCAAUACAUUUCAGAAGGAGCGUUCACUCUGCAGGGAAUAAGGUACCUCCUUUAGCACCUUAGUGCAAUUCAUCGUGGUGCUAUUUGUUUUUACCUGAAUUCUUUCUUCAAUGGAAAAUGUUUGUUACUAAUCUUCCUUUCAUAGAACCUCAAUUUUUUUUUUCUAAACUUGAGUUUAAAAGUCCUUUUUGUGUUCAUGAUAAGGUGUGGUUAGCAUGCUUAAAGAUACUCCUCUUCCAAAUCUCAGCACUUUAAAAAUACUCCACAAAUUUUUAAACUUGCUUCCUAAUAACUGCACAUCAUUCUGAUUAUUUUGUUUUUAAUGGAACAUGGAUGCAUUCGUGUCAGUUUUAAAAAAAACAACCCACAUAUUUUGGACGUCCCUACAUAUUUAAUGCUUUCAAAGUAAGGUAAAAACAUUUUAUAUGCUAACAAUAUUUGUUACAAGCUAAAUUCCAGAAAUGUACACAGGAUCGACAAUUCCUACUGUUUAUUUUUUUAAGUCACAAGAAAAUAUUUAUUGAUUUUAAUUAAUCUCCGAAGUGAAAUCAUGCGUUACUCAUUUUUGCAUUUAAAAUUUUUCAUAUUUAUUCCAAGAUGGUUUGAAGGUCCAAGAAUGAAAAUAAAUUAGGGAGAAUAAUGUAUUACAGUCAUAAAAUGUUAUGCUGUAUUAAAGAGCUUAAAGAAAUGUUUUUUAAAUGUGUACUGAUAAAUGUGUCAGAAUGCAUCUGUCAAAUUUUGUAGAAUGACCAAAUAGUUUAAACUUUUUCCAGGAUUUUAACUAAUUUGAAUGAAUUUAGAGACUUAUAUUGAAGAGGUGAUUUAUUUAAAAAUCCAAAGCAUCAACCAUAAGAAAAUUUUAUAAUAAACAUCUUUAAAGCUGCAUCUUCCAUGCUGAAACAUACUACAUUGCAUAUGUUGACAUUUUAUUAAAUACAUUUUAUAAUGAAGUAAUCAUAGUUAAAAAUUCAAAGACCAAUUACUACCUUGUGUGGGUCUGUUGAAUUUUGUGGAAAAAGUUGGUAAACCCAGAUUAGGUUUAUUGAAUAGAAGUUGAUCCCUAUUAUUUUGGGAAUGCUUGUUGAUCAAGUGACUUGGAGAUUGAAUUAUCCUGUCGGUGAUUAUAUGAGGUGUGAGACACUGAACAGCAGUGGGCACUGUUGCUUUUAGGCUCCCUCGCUUUGUGGGAAUAUGGUAUGCUUCAGGAGUAGACUGCAGAUUUUUUCAUACGUACAGACAACUUAGUGGAUAAGAAACAUGGUAAAUUGCAGCUUGGGAUUUAUCAAGCUCCUAAAAGCUGUGAAUAUUUUGCUGGGGUACACUGGAGGUAGGAAGACUACUGAAAACUUUUGCACUUGGAUUUUGUUUUUAACUCUUCUUCUUUCAUAAAGAAUAGUAGAUUAUCCAUUCCAAAUUUUUUUUUUUUUUACUCUCUCAUAGAAGCUUAUUUAAAAGUUCAGUGGGUGAUGGGCACCCAUAUUAAGGAGAGCACUUGUUGUGAUGAACACUGGAUGUUAUAUAUGUGAUAAAUCACUAAAUUCUCCUUCUGAAACCAAUACUACACUGUAUGUUAACUAACAUGAAUUUAAAUAAAAAUAAAAUUAAAAAGUUCAAAUUUAAUGAAGCAAUCAGGAAAGACUUUGUUUAAGAAUUCUUCAGUCUUUGUUAAGAAUCCCCAGUCUUUCAGGGAUCAGCCCCUCUGGGUUGAUCCAGGUUUUAAA
Molecule: messenger RNA, 4488 nt
Organism: Panthera uncia (snow leopard)
Lineage: Eukaryota; Metazoa; Chordata; Mammalia; Carnivora; Felidae
Gene: ANKRD13C
Product: ankyrin repeat domain 13C
Exons: 13
Coding region: 523-2163 (546 amino acids)
Cellular component (GO): cytoplasm
Molecular function (GO): protein binding
Source: RefSeq, a predicted model, not a curated record